CCCACCCUUCGCAUGUCUAAUGGUCACUAAGGCCCAUGUCAGUGGGCUUUCCUGCCAGGCAAAUUAUAUGGGUCGAGAUUAAGAGCCAUCUAGUCCCUCGCGUGGAAGGGAGUCCAGUUGCGUCCAGUGGGUUUUACUCGCAAGGGAAUGUUUGUCGAAGGGGAGCCUUGCUGGAAAAAGCUGCGAGGGAAAGGAGAAAGUAAUAGGACGAGAGGAGGACCUCAUAUGAGAUGGGAUAACAUCACGUGUAUAAGAGAGAAGCUGGCCAGAAGUUCUGUGAGAAUUUCCCAUAACUUGCAUAGUUUAAGACGAUGGAAGUACUUCCAGAACUCUAUGACAUUUUCCGAGGAGAGGUUGCUUCUGUGACAGAGUAUGGAGCAUUUAUAAAAAUUCCAGGAACAAGGAAACAAGGCCUUGUGCACAAAAGUCACAUGUCAAACUGCCAGGUGGAUAAACCUUCAGAGAUGGUGGAUGUUGGAGAAAAAGUAUGGGUGAAGCUCAUAGGAAAAGAGAAGAAAGAUGACAAGCUGAAAUUGUCUCUUUCCAUGAAGGUUGUUAAUCAAGGAACUGGAAAGGAUCUUGACCCCAACAAUGUUGCUCUUGAUCAAGAUAUGCGGAAGAAGCGUUCAUUUAAAGACUAUACAAGCCAGAAGAUCACUCUGGAAGCUGUCCUGAACACUGUUUGCAAAAAGUGUGGUUGCCCAGGUCAUUUUGCAAAAGACUGCUUCAUGCAGCCAGGAGGGACCAAAUACACCCUUAUUCCAGACGAUGAUGAAAUUCUCCCAGAUGAUGAAAAGAAGGAACGUUUGUCAGAGGAUUCUGUAAAAAAGAGAAAAAAGGAAAAGAAGAAGAAAAAGAAACACAAGAGCAAAAACCCUUCUUAUCUGCAGGAUUCUGACAGCAGUGAUUCAGACAGAGGUGGUCAGCCAGCCAGAAAGAAGGCAAAGCAGACUGAAAAGCCCAGUGUGUCUCAGAAGAAAAAGAAGAAGAAGCACCAUAAGAAAAAGCACAAGGAAUAAGAAGCAGAUAAUGGGCAAUGGGCCCUGCUGACAUGGCAAGCACUUCUUGCCACUCCAGUAUCAAUUGGUGAAAAGAGCAGCUGAGCCAGAGCAGCUUGCGUUCAGACAAAGGACUUUUAUUCCUGAAAAGAGGCAUUGUUUCCUGCAAAUUUUCAUAAGGAAUGCCAUUUUUCUCUCGAAAAAUAAGAGAGCCAGCUGAAGUUGAGUGCUCCUUGCUCCAGAUGUGGCUUUCACUCAUGUGAAAAUCCUCUAUUUCCAUAGUUCCAUUUCUUCUGGGCAAGGUGCCAGUACUGCAGCCCGUUCCCUGGGAAUAAUCCUGAGCCAUCUGCCAGAAUUGUGCUCAACACUGGCCGUCCUCAUGCUGUUGAUGGCAGCUCUGUGUUGAUUCAGUAUCUGCCAAUUAUUCUUCACACACCAGCAGAAGGAGUGGUAGGCACGUUUUCUCAGCUGAUGUGGCAUGAUUGGCACAAAGCAGAUCACCCCACUGCCUUUUGUUGUUCAGUUUGUGUGAGGCCCUGAAAGGAAAAAUUCAUAGUGGCAGCCCUGCCAGUGAACGUUGGCCACUUGGCUAAUGAAAGCUAUGAAAUAAAGCUCCCUCCAAACCGCU
Pogona vitticeps (central bearded dragon) is the source of this 1626-nucleotide messenger RNA. The record is from RefSeq and is a predicted model, not a curated record. NCBI's taxonomy places the organism in Eukaryota, Metazoa, Chordata, Lepidosauria, Squamata, Agamidae.